UUUUGGCAAUUGAUUGCUCCAGCAAAAAAAACGUGGAAUACCGUGAUGGAUAAAGAAUUGGAACAUCAGAUGCCUGUCGAGCACUUGGAUCAGGCUGUUGAGCCAGAACGUAUUGUAGAGCAUCUCAAUGGGAUACCUCUGAAGUCACCCUUUCCAUCUUCUUCUUCUCACACCUCAAAAGCAAACAAAUACCAUCUGUGAAUUGUGUCUUUUCCUGUGUGAACGACUACCUUCAAUUAGUCAAAUCGGACGACAUACCGUAUACACCUGUUGAGUAGAAUAAACGGUAGCCGCUAAAGAGAGUGAGCCCUUCCGCGCGGACUAACAACAGCUGCUCAUCGGAAAAAUCUCUCAGCGAUUUCAUUUUUCAUUCACAUAAGUUAUUGUUUUGUGAGGAAAGUUUAUUUUAUUGUUGUUUUUUGUUGUUUUUUUUUGCAUGAAAAUUGAAUUCAUAGAAUACCCAAAUUUCCUAAUGAAACACUAAAAUUUCCUAGAUUUUUGG
This is a messenger RNA of Caenorhabditis elegans, 502 nucleotides long. RefSeq names its product Ovule protein (gene F54D5.23). The transcript is spliced from 2 exons. The record is from RefSeq and is marked reviewed. Bases 46 to 201 code for a protein of 51 amino acids. Lineage: Eukaryota; Metazoa; Nematoda; Chromadorea; Rhabditida; Rhabditidae.